Messenger RNA from Volvox carteri f. nagariensis, 543 nucleotides. RefSeq lists its product as uncharacterized. The transcript has 2 exons. NCBI's taxonomy places the organism in Eukaryota, Viridiplantae, Chlorophyta, Chlorophyceae, Chlamydomonadales, Volvocaceae. The record is from RefSeq and is a predicted model, not a curated record. The coding region runs from base 1 to 543 and encodes 180 amino acids.
AUGGACUACAUACAACGAGCACGGAACAAUCCUGAGGAACUGGCCAACAAUGGCCUCAUGGUACAGUUGAUAGAUCAGAUAGCCGGGCUGGCGGGAGGCCUGGCAGCCACCAACCAGGAAAUCCGCACGAUCAAACAUGAGCAAGCGGAGCUAAAAACGCAAGUAAAGAGCCUGAUGAAGAGUGGCCGGGGAGUCUACUACGACGCCUUCGGCCUAGUCCAUCAAAACGGGCUCUUCUAUUUGGAUAGCAUGCGGAUCUUCACGACUGGGAACGUGGAUGAGAGCAGGAUCAAGAACGUCCUAAGGGAAGCGGACGUUAAUAUUAAGCGGAUCAGGCUCCUGGGGAACGAUCCGAAUAAAGACCGCAAGACCUGGUGCGCGUACUUCGAUAUAACGGAACGGCCAUCAUUCUUCAGGGCUGCUGAGGUCCUACGGCACCAGAAGGGCAGGGCCGGCAGCGAUAGCGCCCUCAGUAGGGGCCAACCCGACCGCCAGAGCCCCUCCUCCUCCACCACCUCCCGAACCAAUCCCGUCCGGGCAUGA